This is a messenger RNA of Phyllostomus discolor (pale spear-nosed bat), 1816 nucleotides long. RefSeq names its product ATP/GTP binding protein like 3 (gene AGBL3). Gene Ontology annotation, biological process: proteolysis. Gene Ontology annotation, molecular function: zinc ion binding; metallocarboxypeptidase activity. The record is from RefSeq and is a predicted model, not a curated record. The coding region runs from base 425 to 1774 and encodes 449 amino acids. The transcript is spliced from 7 exons. Lineage: Eukaryota; Metazoa; Chordata; Mammalia; Chiroptera; Phyllostomidae.
UAAUUAUCCGGGAAGGGAAAGGUUACUAUGGCCCCGCUGGAAGAACUAGGGGCCCGCGGAGGUCAGACAGUGACGUGUGCGAUUCUGAAGGAAAGGAAAUCACAGGCAGGGCGCCCCGUGCGGGGAACGAGCGCACCUGGACAGACCUGCCGGGGAAAAUGAACUACCCACACUGCAGUGACCAGACGUGAGCGCGGGAGGAACACUUUGACAACACGAAUUGUGGCUGAAUCGUCCUUCCCACCAAGAAAGUCAUCGCGCCUACCCGCACACCUGCCGGGCGUGGCUGGGCGUGGAGGCGUCCGCUUUUGCCUCUUCUGCUUCAGCCGUGGAAGAUACACGCGGGGUGCCCAUUAGAACAUCAGUGUGUAGCCCAUCUAAAAGCUCAGCCUGCCUACAUAAUAAAAGAAAUCUUGAGCCAAACAUGGAAGUGAUGCCAUUAGAAGACUCAGAAGAGGAAGACUCUUCGGACGGAACCAUCAGUGGAGAUGAAUCAGAUGAGGACACCUUCAUGAAAUUUGCAAGUGAAGAUCUCCAGCAGUGCGCACUUCUAGCAGCUGAUUCCAUCAGUGACUCGUUUUUCCCGCGGACUACACAGAUUAUACUGCAGUGUCAGCGAGGGAAGUGGGUGCCUCGCCUUCGCGAGCCACGCGAUUUAUUUGGCGUCUCUUCCUCUGGUCCACUGAGCCCGACACGGUGGCCGUACCACUGUGAGGUCAUCGAUGAAAAAGUCCACCAUAUUGAUUGGACUCCUUCUUAUUCUGAGCCAGUGUACAUCCCAACAGGCCUAGAGGAGGAGCCCUUAUAUCCAAACUCUAGUGAAGAUACAGUGGUUUACCUAGCUGAAGAUGCUUACAAAGAGCCCUGCUUCGUGUACUCCCGGGUCGGGGGCAACCGGACAUCCCUGAAGCAGCCCGUGGGCGACCGUGACAACACGCUGAUGUUCGAAGCCAGGUUUGAGAGUGGCAAUCUACAGAAGGUAGUCAAAGUGGCAGACCACGAAUACCUGCUGACGGUGCGUCCCGACCUCUUCACCAAUAAGCACACCCAGUGGUACUAUUUCCAAGUCACUAACACCCAAGCAGGAAUAGUCUACAGGUUCACGAUUAUCAACUUCACCAAGCCUGCUAGUCUUUACAGCCGGGGUAUGCGCCCACUCUUUUAUUCUGAAAAAGAGGCCAAGACUCAUAACAUUGGCUGGAAGAGAAUAGGGGACCAAAUCAAGUAUUACAGGAACAACCCCGGGCAAGAGGGGCGCCACUAUUUCUCCCUCACGUGGACAUUUCAAUUUCCACACAGCAAAGACACCUGCUACUUUGCUCACUGCUAUCCGUACACUUACACCAACCUGCAAGAAUACCUUUCCAGCAUCCAUAAUGACCCAGUGAGGUCCAAGUUCUGUAAAAUACGUGUCUUGUGCCACACGAUUGCUAGGAACAUGGUGUACGUCUUAACGAUCACUACCCCCUCGAAGGACGGGGACUCAAGGAAGCGCAAGGCCGUGAUUUUGACCGCGAGGGUGCACCCCGGAGAGACCAACAGCUCUUGGAUCAUGAAAGGCUUCCUCGACUAUAUUUUAGGAGGCUCGCGGGACGCGCAGUUGCUGCGGGACACUUUCGUCUUCAAGGUGGUGCCCAUGCUGAAUCCGGACGGUGUGAUUGUAGGAAAUUACCGGUGUUCCCUAGCGGGACAGGAUUUAAACCGAAACUACACCUCUCUCCUGAAGAAGCUGUUCCCUUCUGUGUGGUCUACGCGGAACAUGAUCCGUAGGUAAAUGGAGCCUCGAAUUACCUCUCGGCUUCUGUAGCCAACUUGG